AUGGCCAUCAGCACCAGCCUCAUGGCUUGUCAGCAUCUUUACCUGUGGGGUAGCUGCUUCCUGAUAUACCCACGAGGAAGUCGAGUUUCCGAACAUUCAACUUCGCACACUCCGCUCUACUACGCCUACGGCUUCAACUGCACAACAUCACGACAGCCUGCUUAG
Messenger RNA from Parastagonospora nodorum SN15, 165 nucleotides. RefSeq lists its product as hypothetical. The transcript has 2 exons. The coding region runs from base 1 to 165 and encodes 54 amino acids. The record is from RefSeq and is a predicted model, not a curated record. NCBI's taxonomy places the organism in Eukaryota, Fungi, Ascomycota, Dothideomycetes, Pleosporales, Phaeosphaeriaceae.